UUCGCAAGUAAAUUUUCAUUUUUGACUUCUCUGUCAUUUUCCCAGCGACGACAACAAUGGCGUCAGCUUCAAAGAACCCACCGCAAAACCCUUUCUCUUUCAAACCUCCAAGGCCUCCGUCUUCCGGCGCCGCCUCUAUUACCUCCGUCGCCUCCACCUCAUCAGAACCCCAAAUUCGAAUCCCUAACCCUAACCCUAACUCAAACGCCUUACCAUCGACGUCAAAUUCGCAGAUUGCCAUGUCACUGGAGGAUCAAAUCCUCGCAAGCUCCAGUCACCUCACCCGCCCGGAGCUCCUCCGACGCCGAUCGCACAACCUUAAGAAGCUCGCCAAAUGCUACAGGGACCACUACUGGGCUCUAAUGGAGGAUCUCAAGGCGCAGCACAGAGAAUACUACUGGAGAUACGGCGUUAGUCCGUUCAAAGACGAACAGAAUCAACCGAACAAGAGACGGAGGCUGGGUACGGAGGGAGAUACCGGAGACGGCGAUGCUGUUGAAGGCAGUGGAGACAACGGUAGUAACAACAAUGAUGGCGUUAAGGUUGAUCAGUAUGCGAAUAGCAACUGUGGGAGCUGUAUGUAUGGAUGCAAAGCCAAAGCCAUGGCACUUACGAAAUACUGUCAGCUGCAUAUUCUCAAGGAUAGCAAGCAGAAGCUCUACACGGCUUGCACAAACGUCAUCAAAAGAGCUCCAGCAGGGCCAUUGAUAUGUGGGAAACCUACACUUGCAUCGACUGUUCCUGCACUGUGUAAUUCGCAUUUCCAGAAAGCACAAAGGAGCGUUGCUAAAGCUUUAAAAGAUGCAGGUCACAACGUCUCUUCGACAAGCAAACCUCCCCCAAAGCUGCAUGUCAUAGUAGCUGCGUUUGUGCAUCAUAUUCAAGCAAAAAGGAAAAAUCCACGGAGCAACGAGGAGAAACUUAAAAGUGUAGUAAAAGAAGAAAACACAAGCUGAGUCAGAGCCGUUUUGAUUCCCGGAAGGAAACUGUUGCACUGAGUCAUCCAGAAGUGAAAAGGUAUAGCGUUACACUCUCCCACACUGUGCUUGACCUUGUAGCGAUCUGUCUAUUUUUGAAUGGAGAUUAGCUGAAGAUGAAGCGAUCUGUUAAGCAAGCAUGGAAACAACCACUUGGCCACCUGACAUGGCAAAUGGCCAAGCCAGAUAGACACACAAAUGUUUUAAUUAAGCCUUACAAAUCUGUUCUUUGAGACCUUGAUAUGAGGAGAUAUAUAUAAGGUACAAAUUGACUUGAUUCCCGAAUUAUGAGUUUUGGUACGUGUCUGGGCUGCUUAAAGCUUUUGCAUAUAUUCAUCUUUUAUGUUUGUGUGCAAUGAGCUCUGCGUCUUAAGAGAUACUUCGGUGAAUGUUCUUGUGACAAGCAUGGUUGAGAGAAUGCAAAUACGAAUUUACUCCUGAAUGUUAG
Messenger RNA from Thlaspi arvense, 1425 nucleotides. Lineage: Eukaryota; Viridiplantae; Streptophyta; Magnoliopsida; Brassicales; Brassicaceae. The record is from the annotation of a GenBank genome assembly.